GCAUUUUAGGCAAGAGUUAAGUAGUAGCCGACUACCUCCAUCCACAAAUGCAGGAACCAUAUCUUGAUUCGAUGGAGAAAGAAAGAAAGUUUCUUAAUGAUCAAGAUGGUUUCGACCCAAGUGCACCUCCUCCAUUCAGAAUAAACGAGAUCCGAGCUGCCAUUCCAGAGCAUUGCUGGGUCAAGAACCCAUGGAGGUCAUUCGGUUAUGUUUUAAGAGAUUUGCUUCUUGUCUCUGCACUCAUAGUAGCUGCACUUCACUUCAACAGUUGGUUCUUCUGGCCGCUCUAUUGGGUGGCUCAGGGAACAAUGUUCUGGGCAAUUUUUGUUCUUGGCCAUGACUGUGGACAUGGAAGUUUCUCCGACAGUUCCAAGCUCAAUAGUAUUGUAGGACAUGUCCUGCAUUCUUCAAUCCUUGUGCCUUACCACGGAUGGAGAAUUAGCCACAGGACUCAUCAUCAAAACCAUGGAAACGUUGAAAAGGAUGAGUCUUGGGUUCCGUUGACUGAGAAGACUUUCAAGGAACUACCUCAUAGUACUCGAAUUCUGAGAUUCACAGUGCCUUUCCCCAUGUUGGCUUAUCCUCUCUAUCUGUGGUAUAGAAGUCCAGGGAAGGAAGGGUCUCAUUUCAACCCCUAUAGCAACUUGUUCACAGCAAACGAGAGAAAAUUAGUGGUGACUUCAACUGUGUGUUGGACUAUAAUGGCUGUUUUUCUGCUCUGUUUAUCCUUUGUAGUAGGCCCUGUCCAAUUGCUUAAGAUUUAUGGCGUUCCUUACUUGAUUUUUGUAAUGUGGUUAGACUUUGUUACUUAUUUGCAUCACCACGGUCACGAUGAGCACAAACUUCCUUGGUACCGUGGCAAGGAAUGGAGUUAUUUGAGAGGAGGGCUUACAACAGUGGAUAGAGAUUAUGGAUUGUUCAAUAAUAUCCACCAUGACAUUGGCACUCAUGUCAUCCAUCACCUCUUCCCCCAAAUUCCACACUAUCACUUAAUAGAAGCGACAAAGGCAGCAAAACCAGUACUGGGAAAGUAUUAUCGGGAGCCAAAGAAAUCUGGCCCCAUUCCAUUCCACUUGAUAGAAAAUCUAAUCAGAAGCUUGAAGCAAGACCACUUUGUAAGCGACACCGGGGAAAUUUUAUACUAUCAGACUGAUCUUAGUCUGCACAAAAGUUUUAUUAGCAAGUUGGAUUGAUAUUUUAGAGCUCUGUCUAGUUAAAUAAACAGGGGAUUCAAUAAA
Messenger RNA from Pistacia vera, 1238 nucleotides. RefSeq names its product acyl-lipid omega-3 desaturase (cytochrome b5), endoplasmic reticulum-like. The transcript has 8 exons. Bases 48 to 1193 code for a protein of 381 amino acids. NCBI's taxonomy places the organism in Eukaryota, Viridiplantae, Streptophyta, Magnoliopsida, Sapindales, Anacardiaceae. The record is from RefSeq and is a predicted model, not a curated record. Gene Ontology annotation, biological process: lipid metabolic process. Gene Ontology annotation, molecular function: oxidoreductase activity, acting on paired donors, with oxidation of a pair of donors resulting in the reduction of molecular oxygen to two molecules of water.